This is a messenger RNA of Notodromas monacha, 610 nucleotides long. NCBI's taxonomy places the organism in Eukaryota, Metazoa, Arthropoda, Ostracoda, Podocopida, Cyprididae. The record is from the annotation of a GenBank genome assembly.
GGGUUUCAACGAGGACUACCCACUGCAACAGGCCAAGUACAAUGUGGAAAAGUACUAUUCCGUGGUCGGUGUCCUGGAGGACAUGAACAAGACCCUGACUGUGUUGGAUAACUACAUCCCAAGGUUCUUCAAGGGUGUCAAGGAUGACAGGCCUGUAUCAACAUGGGCCAGUCAAGUCAAGAAAACACCACAAAGCCCACAAUCAGAAGCUGAACAAGAAGCCAAGACCUAUAUUCUUUGUUGCAAAAUGUGGUUGUACAUUGUCUUUGCUGGCCUAGUUGGCCUUGUCACUGGAAUGCCUCAUCUGCAUCACAAUGUUGGAACAUCAAAAAGCAACCAUCUCACCAUUGAAGACUUCAUUGCAGCCAAGAAUGAUGAUUUCAGUUUCCAUGAAGCCCAGGAAGAUGUUCUCAAUGGCAGGAAUCCUGAACUGGGAGAACAUUUUGAAGGCGACAUCAUUCUUCCUGAAGGCGUGAAUCCACAAAAUGGCAUCCUCCAGGACUCCAAGUUGUGGCCAAAUGCAAUUGUUCCAUAUACCAUCACAGGCAACUUCAGUAUGUCAAUGUCUCAUACUCCAUUCCCUGAAACAGGAAAAAACAUUAAACUCGCU